Messenger RNA from Impatiens glandulifera, 703 nucleotides. Its product is annotated as heavy metal-associated isoprenylated plant protein 39-like. The record is from RefSeq and is a predicted model, not a curated record. Gene Ontology annotation, molecular function: metal ion binding. The transcript is spliced from 3 exons. NCBI's taxonomy places the organism in Eukaryota, Viridiplantae, Streptophyta, Magnoliopsida, Ericales, Balsaminaceae. Bases 162 to 608 code for a protein of 148 amino acids.
UUUCUCUCUCUUCUCCCCACAAACAAACCCUUAUUUAUCAAUUACUGCCGUCUUUCCUUUUGAUUCGAAUUUUGCUUCCUCUCUUCUAGCGUCACGUAUCCGCCAUCUCCUUUUCUCACAUUCUCAUCACUUACAUUUUCUACUUGCUUUUCACCGCACAAAUGAAGAAAUUUGUACUGAAACUAGAUUUACAGGAUGAGAAAGAUAAACGCAAAGCUCUCAAGACGAUUUCUGCUCUUCAAGGAGUGGAUUUCAUUGCGAUGAACAUGAAGGAUAAUCAACUAACAAUAAUCGGAACUGUAGAUCCGAUAAUCGCAGUGAGUAAACUACGAAGAAUUUGGCCGAGCACUGAAAUAAUCGCGGUGGGACCGGCGGUGGAGCCUGAGAAGAAGAAAGAAGAAGAAGGUAAGAAAGAAGAAGAAGGGAAGAAGAAGGAAGAAGAAGAAGGUAAAAAGGAAGAUCCGGAAAAGGAGAAGGAGAAAAAGGAAGGAGAAACAGUUCCGGUCAUCGGAAUAAUGCCUUUCCGGCAGUAUUAUCCUCCGGCGAGUACUUAUUAUUAUAAUCAUCAAAGCAUUGAAGAAAACCCUAAUGCAUGUAUUAUAUGUUGAUGAUGAUCUAUUGAUUAUGUUCAUUAGAACCCUAAUUAUUAAACAUGGGUGUACUAUAUUUUGUGUGUAUACAUAUAUAUAAGAUUUUGAUUAAA